Rangifer tarandus platyrhynchus (Svalbard reindeer) is the source of this 1521-nucleotide messenger RNA. The record is from the annotation of a GenBank genome assembly. Lineage: Eukaryota; Metazoa; Chordata; Mammalia; Artiodactyla; Cervidae.
AUGGGGUGCUGGGGUCGGAACCGGGGCCGGCUGCUCUGCAUGCUGUUACUGACCUUCAUGUUCAUGGUCCUGGAGGUGGUGGUGAGCCGGGUGACCACGUCCCUGGCGAUGCUCUCCGACUCCUUCCACAUGCUGUCGGACGUGCUGGCGCUGGUGGUGGCGCUGGUGGCCGAGCGCUUCGCCCGGCGGACCCACGCCACCCAGAAGAACACCUUCGGCUGGAUCCGGGCCGAGGUGAUGGGGGCUCUGGUGAACGCCAUCUUCCUGACCGGCCUCUGCUUCGCCAUCCUGCUGGAGGCCAUCGAGCGCUUCAUCGAGCCGCACGAGAUGCAGCAGCCGCUGGUGGUCUUCGGGGUCGGCGUGGCGGGGCUGGUGGUCAACGUGCUGGGGCUGUGUCUCUUUCACCACCACAGCGGCUUUGGCGACGACUCCAGCCACAGCCACUCUCAUGGGGGGCACAGCCACGGCCUCGCCAAGGGGGCCCGUAGCAAGAGCAGCCGCUCCGGGGGUAGCGACAACGCCGUGACCCCGGGCGAGCAGGGUCCCGACCAGGAGGAGACCAACAUCCUGGUGGCCAACAGCAGCAACUCCAACGGGCUGAAAUUGGACCAGACAGAUCCAGAAAAGUCCAGAAAUGAUGCAAUGGAAGUACAAGUGAAUGGGAAUCUUAUCAGAGAACCUGAAGAGGUGGAAUUGGAAGAGGAUGAAGAUAAGACUGGACAACUUAACAUGCGUGGAGUUUUUCUGCAUGUCUUUGGAGAUGCUUUGGGUUCAGUGAUUGUGGUAGUAAAUGCCUUAGUCUUUUACUUUAAUUGGAAAGGUUGUCCUGAAGGGGAGAUUUGUGUGAACCCGUGUAUACCUGACCCCUGCAAAGCAUUUGUAGAAUUAGUUAAUAGUACUCAGGCAACAGUUCAAGAGGCUGGUCCUUGCUGGGUACUAUAUUUAGAUCCAACUCUUUGUAUUGUAAUGGUUUGUAUACUUCUUUACACAACUUAUCCAUUGCUUAAGGAGUCUGCUCUUAUUCUUCUCCAAACUGUUCCUAAACAAAUUGAUAUCAAAAAUUUGAUAAAAGAACUUCGAAAUGUUGAAGGAGUUGAGGAAGUUCAUGAAUUACAUGUUUGGCAGCUUGCUGGAAGCAGAAUCAUUGCCACUGCUCACAUAAAAUGUGAAGACCCGACAUCAUACAUGCAGGUGGCUAAGAUCAUUAAAGACGUUUUCCAUAAUCACGGAAUUCACGCUACCACCAUUCAGCCUGAAUUUGCUAGUGUAGGCUCUAAGUCAAGUGUAGUCCCAUGUGAACUUGCCUGCAGAACUCAGUGUGCUUUGAAGCAAUGUUGUGGGACACGGCCACAAGCCCAGUCUGGAAAGGAUGCAGAAAAGGCCCCAUCAGUUAGCAUUUCUUGUUUAGAACUUAGUGACAAUCUAGAGAAGCAGCCCAAGAGGACUCAAGUUGAAAACAUCCCUGCUGUUGUGAUAGAGAUUAAAAAAAUGCCAAACAAACAACCUGAAUCAUCUUUGUGA